Molecule: messenger RNA, 1138 nt
Organism: Sesamum indicum (sesame)
Lineage: Eukaryota; Viridiplantae; Streptophyta; Magnoliopsida; Lamiales; Pedaliaceae
Product: xyloglucan endotransglucosylase protein 1
Biological process (GO): cell wall biogenesis; xyloglucan metabolic process
Cellular component (GO): apoplast; cell wall
Molecular function (GO): xyloglucan:xyloglucosyl transferase activity; hydrolase activity, hydrolyzing O-glycosyl compounds
Source: RefSeq, a predicted model, not a curated record
AAAGCCUUCAUCACUGAAGCCAAUACUUCAAUUCCUCUCUUCAGGAGAAAAAGAAAAAUGGCACUGUCUUCUGAUUCCAUAUCUUUACCAAAAUAUAUGAUACUUUCCCUUUCAAUGAUCAUAGCUUGCUUCAUAACCCCGUCAGCUGGAAAUUUCUACAAAGACGUUAACGUUAACUGGGGCGACGGGCGUGGCAAAAUCGUCGAAGGUGGGAGGGGUUUAACCUUGUUGCUCGACCAAUAUUCGGGCUCUGGUUUCCAGUCCAAGAAUGAGUAUUUAUUCGGAAGAUUCGACAUGCAGCUCAGGCUCAUCCCUGGAAACUCUGCUGGAACUGUCACUACAUUCUUCUUGGCGUCUCAAGGAUCGGCACACGAUGAAAUCGACUUCGAGUUCUUGGGGAACUCCUCCGGGGAACCCUACACAGUGCACACUAACGUUUAUGCGCAGGGAAAAGGAGACAAAGAGCAACAGUUCCGUCUCUGGUUCGAUCCCUCUGCAGCAUUCCACACCUACUCUAUCGUCUGGAAUCCUCGACGCAUCAUAUUCUUGGUGGACAACAUUCCAAUUAGAGUAUUCCACAACCACGGAGGAGUCCCCUUUCCGACAAGUCAGCCCAUGAGAGUACACUGCAGCCUGUGGAAUGCAGAUGACUGGGCAACACAGGGCGGACGGGUCAAAACAGACUGGACCAAGGCUCCAUUUGUAGCCUACUACAGGAACUUCAAGAUCAACGCGUGCGUAAGCGGGUCGAUAGGCGGAUCCUGCGGAUCUACAUCGGCAGAUAGUUUCGGUGACGAGGAAUGGCAAACCCAGGAACUUGAUUCCAAAGGCAGAAACAGGUUGAGAUGGGUUCACCAGAAGCAUAUGAUCUACAAUUACUGCGGUGAUAUGCCCAGGUUCCCUCAGGGCAUUCCACCCGAGUGCAAGCGCUCCAGAUUUUAAUAACCUGAUUCAUCUCUUUUACGGGAUUGUCGGUCCUUAAAUCAGAUGCUUGUGACAAAGAAUUUGCGGUGUGUUCGUGGGGACUAUUCUUUAUUAUUUCUUUCUUUUGUUCAUUUUGUUACCAUUUGUCCAUUAAUAAAUUUCUUAUAUUACUGCUGAUUAUUGAUAUUUUACUUUUGAGACAGUUGAUUUACUA